Messenger RNA from Megachile rotundata (alfalfa leafcutting bee), 7489 nucleotides. RefSeq names its product inositol hexakisphosphate and diphosphoinositol-pentakisphosphate kinase. Gene Ontology annotation, biological process: inositol phosphate biosynthetic process; inositol metabolic process. The record is from RefSeq and is a predicted model, not a curated record. Gene Ontology annotation, molecular function: 5-diphosphoinositol pentakisphosphate 1-kinase activity; inositol hexakisphosphate kinase activity. Lineage: Eukaryota; Metazoa; Arthropoda; Insecta; Hymenoptera; Megachilidae. Gene Ontology annotation, cellular component: cytosol.
CGAGAUUCAAGUUUGACAAGAUGUCUGAACUUGAAGAGCACUGAUAAAAAUUUUAAAAUCGAUCAGGCGUUAAACAUUGUUUAUUCAUUUGUUAUUGUUAUUCUUUGUGCCGUAAUUUAACACUAAUUUAAACCUUAGAUCGGAUUUAGUAGGUUUUCUAAAUCAAAGUUGAACAAGUUUUUUUCCUCAAUGAACCCCGUUCUGACAUGUCUUACACUGAAUUGGAACAUGGUUAUCAGGGUCUACGGAGUGCCAGUCGCCCAAUUUUCUAUGUAGGGGAUAUAAAUACUGUACAACCAACCCUUGUGGGUCCUGUUGCUUCUUCUAUAUAUCGUUCAUCAAAAAGAGCCGAACUGUCGGACGGGUGCAGCAAUGAUGAUGGAUGCAUGGUUGGGAGUGAUUUGGAGGGGGAAGGGAAGCAAGUUCUGGUUGGAGUCUGUGCGAUGGCAAAAAAGUCUCAAAGUAAACCCAUGAAGGAAAUUUUAACAAGAUUAGAAGAAUUCGAGUACAUUAAAAUAAUAGUAUUUCCUGAAGAAGUCAUUUUAAAGGAAUCAGUAGAAGAUUGGCCAAUUGUUGAUUGUUUAAUAAGCUUCCAUAGUAAAGGUUUUCCUCUUGAUAAAGCUAUAAGUUAUGCUAAUCUAAGAAAUCCUUUCAUUAUCAAUAAUUUACCAAUGCAGUAUGAUAUUCAGGACCGUAGAAGAGUCUAUGCUAUCUUAGAGAGUGAAGGCAUUGAAAUUCCAAGAUAUGCUGUCUUAGAUAGAGAUUCAUCUGAUCCUAAACAUCAUGAAUUGGUGGAAUCAGAAGAUCAUGUUGAAGUUAAUGGUGUUACAUUUAACAAACCAUUUGUGGAAAAGCCAGUAUCUGCUGAAGAUCACAACAUUUACAUUUAUUAUCCUACAUCUGCUGGAGGAGGUAGCCAGAGAUUAUUUAGAAAGAUUGGAAGUCGUAGCAGUGUAUAUUCACCCGAAUCUCGAGUCCGUAAAACAGGUUCUUAUAUUUAUGAGGAUUUUAUGCCAACCGAUGGCACAGAUGUCAAGGUAUAUACCGUUGGUCCAGAUUAUGCUCAUGCUGAAGCUCGAAAAAGCCCAGCAUUGGAUGGGAAAGUGGAAAGAGAUUCAGAGGGGAAAGAAAUUCGUUAUCCGGUUAUAUUAAGUAACGCCGAAAAACUGAUCAGUAGGAAAGUGUGUUUGGCUUUUAAACAAACAGUUUGCGGUUUCGAUUUACUCAGGGCAAAUGGUCAGUCAUUUGUAUGUGAUGUUAAUGGAUUUAGUUUUGUAAAGAAUUCAAAUAAAUAUUAUGACGAUUGUGCAAAAAUUUUGGGCAACAUGAUUUUGAGAGAAUUGGCACCUACUUUACACAUACCAUGGAGCGUUCCAUUUCAAUUAGAUGACCCACCUAUCGUGCCUACCACGUUUGGAAAAAUGAUGGAACUACGUUGUGUUGUUGCUGUUAUAAGGCACGGUGAUAGAACACCAAAACAAAAAAUGAAAGUAGAAGUUCGUCAUCCCAAGUUUUUCGAAAUAUUUGCAAAGUAUGACGGCUAUAAACAUGGUCAUAUUAAAUUGAAGCGACCUAAACAAUUACAAGAAAUAUUGGACACUGCACGCAGUCUGUUAGCAGAAAUACAACAUCGAGCUGCAGGACCUGAAUUAGAAGAAAAGCAAGGGAAAUUGGAACAAUUAAAAAGUGUGUUAGAAAUGUAUGGCCACUUUUCGGGAAUAAAUCGUAAAGUACAAAUGAAAUAUCAACCAAGAGGACGGCCGAGAGGGAGUUCAUCGGACGAUGAUCGACUUGGAGAACCAUCGCUUGUUUUAAUUUUGAAAUGGGGUGGAGAAUUAACACCAGCUGGUCGUAUUCAAGCUGAAGAAUUAGGAAGAAUAUUUCGCUGCAUGUAUCCUGGAGGUCAAGGUAGACACCUUAGUGGUGAUUAUGCUGGCGCUCAAGGUUUAGGAUUACUUCGUCUUCACUCAACGUUUCGUCACGACCUGAAAAUUUAUGCAAGUGAUGAAGGAAGAGUUCAGAUGACAGCAGCAGCAUUUGCUAAAGGAUUACUUGCAUUGGAGGGUGAAUUAACCCCUAUUUUAGUACAGAUGGUGAAGAGUGCGAAUACCAAUGGUUUAUUGGAUAACGACUGUGAUAGUAGCAAAUAUCAGAACAUGGUAAAAACACGACUACACGAGUUAUUACAACAGGAUAGAGAAUUUACACGUGAAGAUAGAGAACAAAUAAAUCCCGGAAAUGCUCUUAGUAUUAAUGCUGCAAUGGAUUUUGUUAAGAACCCUGUACGAUGUUGUCAACAUGUUCAUACUUUAAUUCAAAAGUUGAUGGAUAUUGUGCGUAUUAAAAAAGAUGAUCCUAAAACUAAAGAUGCAAUUCUUUAUCACGGUGAAACGUGGGAGUUAAUGGGACGUCGAUGGGGGAAAAUUGAAAAGGAUUUCUGUACUAAAAACAAAAGAUUCGAUAUAUCAAAGAUCCCAGAUAUUUAUGAUUGUAUAAAAUAUGAUUUGCAACAUAACAACCAUACCUUGCAAUUUGAACAUGCAGAAGAACUCUACAUUUAUUCUAAAUACCUAGCAGAUAUCGUUAUACCACAGGAAUAUGGAUUAACAGUGCAAGAGAAGUUAACAAUAGGUCAAGGUAUUUGCACACCUCUUCUUAAAAAAAUAAGAGCUGAUUUGCAAAGAAAUAUUGAAGAGUCUGGGGAAGAAACAGUUAACAGAUUGAAUCCAAGGUACUCUCAUGGUGUUUCGAGCCCCGGUCGGCAUGUUCGUACAAGGCUUUAUUUUACAAGUGAAAGUCACGUACAUUCUUUAUUAACCGUCUUACGUUAUGGUGGAUUACUCGACGUGGUGAAAGAUGAACAAUGGCGUCGAGCUAUGGAGUACGUUAGCAUGGUUUCUGAAUUAAAUUAUAUGUCCCAAAUUGUAGUGAUGUUAUAUGAAGAUCCAACUAAAGAUCCCAGUAGCGAAGAACGUUUCCACGUCGAACUACAUUUCAGUCCUGGUGUAAAUUGUUGUGUGCAAAAGAAUCUACCACCAGGGCCAGGUUUCAGACCUCAUUCUCGCAACGAAAGUAGUCAUAAUGUCGGUGAAAGUGGUGGAUCUGCUCAAGACACUAUUUCACAAUGCAGUGCUCGAAUAGAAGAAGAAGAUAUAGAAUUAGGAAUUUUGGAAGAUGAUUUUAUACAUCCACCAUUACAAUCUGAUGCAACACCACCAUUGAUGGAAACUGAUGCUGUAGAUUCAAUGAUGGAUAGUCCAACAACUAGCAGAGCUGUUGAUAUGAUGGAUCUAGAUCCUAACAUGAUGGACGAACCAUUUGACAGUGGUUUCUUGCAAAGUUCUGCCCCAAUUCCAAUAUGUGCUAGAACUGUAGCUGGCCAUGAAGCCGCAAGACUUGGUAGUCAGUUAGCUGCUAGUCAACGUCAACGACGAGAUGCAGAAAGAAGUUCGAUUGUUGAACCACGUGCCCGUAGUUAUGAUCAUCAAAGACAAGACAAGUCAGAGAAGGCUGCGGACAAGCUGCAGUAUCAGAGCUUGGACGCGGUCAACAAAGAAGAAAAGCAUGUGGCCGAGUACCAGACAAAGAAGUAUAGUCAGGCUUUGCUGCACGUGCCUACGGGAAAGUCAAUGGCUUUGCCGCACUCCUUCAGUUCACCCGAGCUGCCCGUUCCUUCAAUCGAAACCUCCACUUCGAGUUCGACACCGUUGGUGACUUUGCAUAACACCCCGCUAGCUUCGCCCACCAACAGAACAUCGGAUGUUACGGAUAUCGUACUUCCGGUCCCUGUGAUUCGACCUUCUAUAUUUUUCCGUACCAAUUUUGAAGAGUCCGCUGACGAUUCUCAGCUAUGUUUACAGAGUAAGAAAUACGGACGUUCCCAUUCAGAGAUGAUACUUCCUGGCAUCGAGUCCUGUGGUGAGUUGAGCGACCCUAUGAGAUUAUUACGAAAUAAUCUACGGUUAAAAUCUUCUUCCUUGAUGUUAUCCUUGCACGAAAGAACCUCACAGACAGGGCCUAGGAGACAGCUGGAAUCAGAGAAACGGUCCCGCUCAUUAUCUCCUUACUUAACCAAAUGUCUUUGUUAUAACUGUAAUGUUUCGGAACUGAUAUUGAAAAGCAAAGAUCUACCACCUGUGGAACGUUCCAACUUUGACACUUACUUUGUCCGUUCGCUUUCCCAUAAGUUCUUCAAUUGUUCCUGUUAUUAUAGUUUACAGGAGAAUGAAUCCAGCGAUUCCUCUUACAGUGUUUCUUUGAAUGAUAGCAAUGGAAAUUUUAAGGAGAUUCCUGACUUAGAUCUUGAUCCCUCUCCUAUGUAUCGUAAAGGGAGAUCUUCUGUGCAUUUUGAUAAACAGAGUCUUAGCUGUUGUUCCAAACCAGUGUUUGCUCAGUGUUCCAUAUGCAAGAGUCAGUUGACAAAUUGUGCUUGUAAUGGAUCUACGGUGUCUAAGGGAAAAGAGAAGUGGAGGUUCGACAGGAGCAUCAGAUCUACAUUCAGUAGUGGCAGUGUUACCGAGAAUGUGUAUAGGCCAAACAGAACAUUGUCUUGUCCCACUUUGAGUACAAUGGGUGAUAUCUUUCCUGCUGUUAAUUCACGAGUAAACAAACGUUGGUUGUCUUGUCCCAAUGUGAAUAUACAGUGGUACAAUAGCCUGAUAGAUACAUCAAAUCAUUCUAGUACGUUUUGUCAUACAACCUCUGUGCACGAUAAUGAUGUUCACGACGAUCACGAUACUCCUCGCAAAUAUAACCAUCGUCCCAAGUGUCCACGUGCACCGUUCUCCCGCCUCCAGCCUCAACGAUCCUUCUCAUCUCCAGACACACGACCUUCGAUCAUUCAACCUGACCCUACCUGCACAGCAAGGCGCCACCGUCACAGUAUCUCCGGACAGAUGAGUUAUUUCAAGCUGUUGGGCUACAACGUCAACAAGAAGCUGACAGGAUCAGCAAACAGUCUGUUCAGCACUGCAGUGAUCAGUGGCUCUUCGAGUGCUCCAAAUCUGAAGGACAUGGUGCCUCCUCAUGCGUCAGCUGUGGCUGCAAUAGAAGGUUUUGGCGGUGUACCACCAAUAAGGCCUUUGGAAACGCUUCACAAUGCAUUAUCACUGCGUCAGUUGGAUUCCUUUUUGGAGAUGAUGACUAGCGCACCCCUGUUUAGAACGCCAGCUUCUUCGCCCCCAAAAUAUCCUUCUCCUGGUGGAUCAACGCACGAGUCUGUUAAUCAAAAUCUCGGUAUCGGAGGAAUCAAUCGCGAGUACCACUCUUCCGACCUGGAAGCUGUCAGGUACCGUAAGAAAUUAAAUAAGCCGACGUUGUAUAUCACACCAACACCUAUACAGUAUAAACAGUCAAAUGAAGGAGAAUCUUGUGAUAUAAGAAAUCAGUUGUCGCCAACCAGUCCCAAUAGUACCGGAUGGAGUAGCGAACCACAGUCGUUUCUAUCAUCUGAACCGUCAUCGCCUGCGCCAACUUCAACCGGAGAGUGUAGUAUGUCCAUAAGUUUAAUUAGCAACGAAGGAGUUCAGUCAUUUAACACUGGCCCCAAAUUUCCUACAACGCCGUGUUUGGAUGUUGAUUUCAACGAAUUUUGUAUAAAUAUUGAUCAAGAUCAUAGAGAGAGCCGCGGUAGUGUAUCGUAUACAGAUUAUUAUAGUAAUGAAGAUGGUCAAAUUCGAAAAUGUGGAUUUGGUGCCGGCUUUAAUAGUAAUUUACAAAAAAUUAUGCACACUGACGACCUUCCUAUUGACAAUAUCGACGAUGAUGAGGAUCAUACAAUAACCUUGAAACAAACUGAAGAGCAGAAGAAACAAGAUGUGAAACAAAUUUUUGAACAGAAAGAUAACACUGUAAAAUCCAGCGGUGGCUACAAGAAAAUUGGAAGGUUUCUUGUUGAAAGUAUGGAAAUAGCUGAUGAAGACGUUAGAAUCAAAGAAACUGACAAUACAGAUAAAACUAAAUCAUUUGUAUCUGCAAAAACUGAAUCUACGAAUGUAGAAAAGGGGCAUAAGAGUAGAGAUAAUGCAACGGAGAUAGAGCAAAAAAAACUUCAUUCAUCAAGUUAUAAAAGGAAGAACUUCUGUCGAUCGCAAAGCGUUUCUAUGCCAAAAAUGGCCGCAUCAAAACCUGAAAUGAAUUAUAGCUACAAAUGCACAACAAAAUUAAGCUCGCUAUCAAACAUGUCGGAUCAAGAUUUGGAAAAUUGGAAGCAUAACAUGAUGGAAUCGAAAACUUUUUCUGCAGAAAAGAAAUUAGAACAGCCAAUUUUAACAGUGGCAAGUAACAUAGCAGAUAGUUCCAAUGUAACAAUAGGUUUUAAUGUACAGGAAGAGCAAAAAGAAGAAUCAUAAUCCCUGAGAAUGUUACACCUUCAAUGUUGAAGGACUCAUGAAAUUUGUUUAGGAAAUUAGUUUGAUUAAUCUGUGGAUUUUAUUUCAUUAGAUUGAUUAAAAUAGGCAAAACUUCGUACAUAGCUUUGUUGAAAAUGUGGAACGUUUCUUAAUUUAUAACUUCUUUGAUUGAUGUAUUGCAAAGGAAUAACAUGUAUUACAUAUGUACAAUUUCUUUUUGUUACUGUAAAUAGUUAAAAUACUUAAAAAUAUGUUGAAAGCACAAAUAUUAUAUAUCUACAUUUAGUCGUUUAACUUUGAUUUAAUGUUGAAUAACAUGGUCAGUCCUGUUGUAGUAGAUAAAAAAUAUUAAGAGAAAUUUUCGAAUGACAUUAAAAGUAAGAUGCAUUAAUAACAUUCCUCCUUUGAAUUGUUCAAUAUUGUACUUAUCGUAUCCGUGUAUUGUUUUUAAUGUGAUGCUUGUAUGUAUUAAUACGACAGUAUUUUUGUAGAUGAUGCACAUUCAGUGUUAAUAUUGUGGUAAGGUGUAAUUUAGAACGAAUUUGAGUCAAGGGAAAGAAUUGUUAUUUGUAAGAUUCGUGACAAACCAAAAGAUUUAAAGUAGCACUGUACUAUGAGUAGUUUGAUGUUGAAAUAUGUUGAACAAAUUAUAAAUAUUUCUCGUGACUCAACAAAUUUGAAACAUACCUCAUUUACAUAACCAAAAAAAAGGAAAGUUCUAAAGUUCCUUUCACAUUAAGAAAUAGUGCUUUUUGCCUUAUCUCAUUUGUUGAAGAAAUCAACUAUAGCAAAGUACAAGUUUGGAAGUAUUGGUAUUACAUUUUGAUAUUUAUUUUGUUUAUAGAAAAGUAUCUGCUGGUUACAGAAACUGAAUAGUUUAAUUACAAUAAUUAUGAAUUAAAUGUUCACUUACCAGUGUAAAUAUCAUGCAAAUUGAUCUGACAAAAUAGAACAUGCUAUUUUUCUUAUAAAUAUUUUUAGAAUGCUUCUUCGGAAAGACAUAAUAGUUGAGAAUUUCAUAGACACAACUGUGGUUUUAUAUUAAUCUCAACUGUUCAAGGUGCUAUACGAAUAAACAUCAUUAUGUUCCUAACUAAUUUUAUAAUUGUAUCGUUAGCAAUAGAACCUUGUAUAAAUUA